Messenger RNA from Drosophila takahashii, 1253 nucleotides. It is a transcript of the gene lky, whose product is annotated as leaky. Gene Ontology annotation, molecular function: tubulin N-acetyltransferase activity. The record is from RefSeq and is a predicted model, not a curated record. Gene Ontology annotation, biological process: alpha-tubulin acetylation. Gene Ontology annotation, cellular component: microtubule. Lineage: Eukaryota; Metazoa; Arthropoda; Insecta; Diptera; Drosophilidae.
UCAGUAUCAAAAAUCGUGCUGUGUUUGUUCGGGCGAGUAGAAAAAGUAUGAGAAAAAUUUCAGAAGUUGUGGCUGCUGCGUAAGAAUCGCUACUGGUACUCCCUGGCAAACAGAUCUCCGUGCUCGAAAACUAAGAGGCUAAAACCACCGAUCAAGAUGGUGGAGUUCGCCUUCGACAUCAAGCACCUCUUUCCGCAGCCGAUCAUCCGGGUGCAGGCCCACUCGCUGCGCCCCAAGGUCGCCGCCACCGCUGGACGGAUUAACCCCCUAAUACCGCAUUACCGUCAGCGAAUUAACCACCAGUCGGCGGUGGGCCCCAAGUGCCAGCUCAGCCAGAUCCUGGACGCCAUGGGCCAGCUGUCGGCGGUGGCCCAGGGACUGCGUCAGCCGGUGACCACCGCCGAGAAGCUGGCGCCCGACCAGGUGGUCUACCUGAUGGCCGACCACGAGGCGGGACGCUGGAGCGUCGCCGGGCUGCUCAAGGUCGGCACCAAGGACCUCUUCCUGUUCGACAAGCAGGGCUCCUGCCGUCGGGCCGACAAGACGCCGGCCAUCCUCGACUUCUACGUCCACGAGUCGCGCCAGCGUCGCGGUUUGGGCAAGCAGCUCUUCGAGAGAAUGCUCGACGAACAGGGCUGGCUGGCCAGCAAGUGCUCCGUGGACCGGCCGUCCGAGAAGCUGCUGGCCUUCCUGGGCAAACACUACGGCCUGGUCAGCACCAUUCCGCAGGGCAACAAUUUCGUUCUCUACGAGGGCUUCUUCGAGGACACCAGCGGCAGGAUCUCCUCGGCCCGCAAUCGAAUGGCGAAUGGCAACAGGGCUCGCAGCCAAAGUCAGGGUCACCAUCUCCGCCGGACGCAGAUGCAGAUGCAGCAGCAGGUGCAGCAGCAGCAGCAGAAUUACAAUCCCAGACACCACCGACGGGACAUCCUCAACCAGGGACAGGGACAGGACUGGGACGCACCACGCACCUUCGCCAGCAUGGACCACAUCCAGGGCUCCAGGGCCAGGAGAUCCCACCACUAGGACUCCGGACUACUACUACUUAGAUGCACCUUCACACCUACACUCGUUCCCAUUUGGAGCACUCACCGCACACCAAAUUUCUAGUUGAUGUUUAAAUUUUAAAGGUUUUUAUCUGUUUUUGCCAUACAACCCAUCCAGAAAAAGACUAAACAAAAAACUACGUAAAUUUCAUGAUGUAAAUUCCAAAUGCAGUUGCGGCAAAAAAAAAUUAAAAAAUAAUUAAUAAU